AUGUCUGAUGUUAACCCCGCGGAAAUACUGGAACAACUCCAGCAACUACAGAAAGAGAGCGGAGAUUUAAAAUCGCAGCUCGCGAUUCUUCGUAUCAGUGAACCGAUCUUUUCGCCUGAUGCCGAGAAUCAGAGUCAAUCCUUGUCCAAACGCACUUCGGAUGCUUCUGCGAUCGAUAACCCCACGCCGGCUUCCCUCGAGGCCGACCUAACACACUACAAGGAACUCUUCUCAAAAUUACGCUUUUCAUAUGUCGAGCAAGUGACGAAGGAAAAGUUUCUGCGUGCCAUUGUCGGCGAUCCUCCCCUGGUAGUCGGCCAUAAUGAGAACGUGGAACUUGAAACACAAUUAGCGGAGGUGAAAGCGGAGCUAAAGGCAAGCAAAGAAGAAGUCCGCAUGAUGAUUGAAGAAAUGGAGAAAACAGGCCGAGACCUCGCCAAUCAUGACGCAGCUCUCUACUUUGCCCGAAUCCAUCGAGAAUCUAGAGUCUACAAUUGCCGAACUGCGCGCCAAACAGGCAUCUGA
Molecule: messenger RNA, 525 nt
Organism: Aspergillus oryzae RIB40
Lineage: Eukaryota; Fungi; Ascomycota; Eurotiomycetes; Eurotiales; Aspergillaceae
Exons: 3
Coding region: 1-525 (174 amino acids)
Biological process (GO): protein localization to kinetochore; attachment of mitotic spindle microtubules to kinetochore; kinetochore assembly
Cellular component (GO): kinetochore
Source: RefSeq, a predicted model, not a curated record